Messenger RNA from Labeo rohita (rohu), 5668 nucleotides. RefSeq names its product NACHT, LRR and PYD domains-containing protein 1 homolog. The record is from RefSeq and is a predicted model, not a curated record. The transcript is spliced from 25 exons. Gene Ontology annotation, cellular component: cytoplasm. The coding region runs from base 297 to 3662 and encodes 1121 amino acids. Lineage: Eukaryota; Metazoa; Chordata; Actinopteri; Cypriniformes; Cyprinidae.
GUCUAUUGUUCCACUUUAGAAUCGAUAUUUUUAUGUGAGGGUCGAUCCUUUCGAUACAACGUUAGUAUCGAAAGUAUCAAUAUUUCAGGCUCGAUCCGCCCAUCCCUACCAGUUAACGUGAUUCCUAACACUGGCAUAUGGCUUGUAGGUGUGUCGGAUCGCGUGUAGCUGCUCGACGGGUUUUUAGAGAAUGACAAAAGAAACUGUCGAAGUUGGUGUAAUUCUUUGGAAUUCUCACUCCGGAAUAGAAUUUACAUAGUUCUGCUGACAACGCAGGAUAAAGUCGGUCAGUCACGAUGGCGGAGCCUCAUAAGCCAGACAAAACGAUAAAAUCCAAGUUAUCUGUUAAGGUAAUUUAUGCGCAUAAUAAGUCUUGGCCGCGUUAUGAACAACUUCAAGGGGGAGACUCAACAAUGGAACCUGUGCAUUGGCCAGUUUACCCACAAGGGCCAGUCCCAAUGGCAACACAUGAAUCAUAUUAUCCAGUUUACCAACAAGGGCCAGACACAACGGCAACACAUGAAUCAGCUUGGCCCUUUUAUUCAGUGUUUGGGGAGCAUGGUUUGACUCAAAGACUCCAGAAAAGAGACCCAGCAUGGCAAAAGAUGGUAUGUCAGUAUAAGAAGUCAGUCGACUGGAAGGAUCUGAAUGAGAGGAGUUUCCCCUCUGGUGAACGAGUAUCACUGGCUGCCCUCUACACUGAACCUGUGAUUAUUCAGAAAAAUAAAAAAGGCAGUUUUCUGAAUGUCAGUGUGGAGGAGUUGUUUAGUAAAUCAAACCUAUGUCUGUAUUAUCCCACUAUCAUUCUCCAAGGAAAUCCUGGUAGUGGAAAAUCUGUCAUAGCGCAAAAGAUUUUGUUGGACUGGGCAUCUGAAAAACCUUACCUUGAAGACUUUGAUCUGACUUUCUGUCUGAGGUAUGAAGAGGUGAAGUGUAUUUCUGAGGAGAUGAACUUGAUUGAGCUCCUGAGCUGGAGUUGUAGUUUAACAUCCAGUCAGAUCUCAAGGAUGGUACUGAACUCAGUCCAGAGAGUGCUCCUCAUUAUUGAUGGACUUGAUGAACCUGAUGAGCUCAGAUUCAUAUGUGAUGAAUUCUGCAUAUCAUCCAAAUUCCAGAGAGCCUCACCUGAGGUCAUUGUUUGUUCCUUGCUUCGUCAACAAAUCUUGCCCAGAUCUGUCUUGCUCAUCACUACUAGAACUAAGUUCCCACAUGGCAUGUUGCUUGAAGGACAACAACGUUUCUUUAGGAUUGUAGGGUUCUCAGAGAAGGAGGUGGAGGAGUACUUCCACAAGUUCUUUCAGAAUGAGGAGCUCUUCAGGAAAGUCUAUGAAUUCGUGAGAAAAAAUGAAACUCUCAUCACAGCCUGCUCCAUCCCUGUAAUGUGCUGGAUCAUCUGCAUGGUUCUGCGAGAGAGGUUCUGUGAAGGUGCACACGUGACAAGUGGACUUGAAACCACCACCUCCAUCUACGUUGACUUUGUGUCCACUCUACUGGAGCAUCACUGCCAGGGUUUGAGUCAGUCUGUCCUGACCCUGCUGAGGAGUCUGGGUCAGCUGGCAGAGAGAGGGAUGCUGGAACAGCAAGUGCUAUUUGAUGAGAAAACUGUCUCUGAAACAAUGUCAGACCCAUUCCUGUGCAAGAGAAAAAUCAGCCAGGAGAUGAUGUUCAGUUUCAUGCAUCACAGCUUUCAGGAGUUCUUUACUGCUCUCUACUAUGUCCUUCUGGAUGAAGAAGAGUCGAAGAGGAAAGUGAGAGAGCUGCUACGCACUGUAGAGAAAGGAUGGGCUUUGUCCUGUUGGUCUGACAGAGAGGCAAAUUUAGAAAUAAGCAAAUCAAAGCUGCUGCAGCCUGUGAUUCUGUUUGUUUGUGGUCUCUGUAAGAAAGAAUGGGUCUCCUCAUUCUUUGAAAAGCACAACAUGGCGGUUUCUGUCAAUGUAGAAACCCAACUUAAGGAAUGGCUCAAUCAGUGCUCACAGAGAUAUCAAAAUGAACACAUGCUGUUCAUUCUCCAUUGUCUCUAUGAGCUCCAUGAGAAGAGCUUCACUGGAAAAGUUUUGGAGCAGUUGGUUUCGAUGGACCUGUCAAACGUUCAGCUUGAAAAUGCACACCGCUGGAUGUUGCGGUUUUGUUUUCAGAACUGUGUUAACAUUGGCAAGCUGAGACUCAGUAUAACAUGUGACGAUCUGAAGAUUCUUCAGUCUACACCAUACAGAUGUGAAGAGUUGUGGUUGAAGGUGGACCUCAUUACAGAUGACACUGGAGAUUUGAUCUCAGCUCUUGGUGCAGGAAAGAUUGCGAAAGAACUGAUAAUACAUCAAAAAGCUUCUCUCAAAAAAAGGACCAAAGGCUUCUGCCAAGAGAUUAUUAUAUCAAUUAAAGAUGAAGACGUCAUGCUCUGUUUUCGGCUUUCAGUUUCCCACUCAAGAAUGAGACCAUCAUUGGUAAUCUCAGAAUUAACUCUCACCUGUUCACGCCCAGAGAUAUCCACUGUCAACUGGAGAAUCUUCUUGCAGAAACUCCAGGGAUUACACAGCUCUCCAGUUAAAUCAGCAGCAGAGGUUUUCCUUCAGGAUGUCCUGCACUCUGUGUCUGGUUUAAAGAAAGUUCAUUUGCAGAUAGACAAAUUUACUGGCAGAUGGAUUCCCACAGUCCUCUCGCUUGUCUGGACCUUUCCUAGUCUAAACGAACUCGGGAUAAAUUCCACAUUUUCAUUUAAUCCAUUUGACAUAAAACAGUCUCUAAGGGAAUCACUGACACAAACAGGUUGGACCCUGACUAUCUGGAGGAAGUCAGUGUUGCUUGAGCGAGACAUGAAGAGUUUCACAGAGGAGGAUUUGAAGACAAUGAAGAAAGAAAAUAUUGAGAGCAAAAGAACUGAAUCACCUUCAGGACAAUCAUCCUCAGGUGAUGCAGAACUGUUCACACCUGAAUGUGUUCAGCAAGACGAUGAGGACAAACACAAGACUACAUAUAGGUUUGUGUGUCCACAUGUUGGUCAGUUUCGUUGCAGUCUGACCAGUCUUGUGUUUGUGAUGGAGGGUGAAGGAGAGGUGCUGUAUAGAGUUGUCUCAUGGGAUCCUCGUCUGUUCGUUGGUUUUGAUCAAAAGAUGACGCCUGCAGGACCCUUGUACAACAUUGACUGUUUUAAUGGUUCAUUGUCAAAACUGCACCUUCCACACUGUGAAAUAUUCUCUGAGAAGAAUAAAGACAGUUUGGAUGUAGCACAUUUCACUUGUGUGCUUCUCUUUCUACGGCCAAUAAUUGCGAGACAGAGAGAAAACGUAUUGGAUGUCCAUUUGCUCCCGUUGACUGUUCCACUGUCAGAGGUCAAGAACCAGCACUGGGAGAAUACACACAUUAAAACCAGUUCAAAGUGCUCUCUCACGCCAGGAUCAGAAUAUAGUCUGUGUUGUCAACCAGAAGGAUGUACAGUGCAGCCAGAGACUGAGAAGUUUGAGUGUGAUUUUGGUCCAAACUAUCAUCCCACAUUUGAAGUGUUUGUAAAUGUCGAAACUGAUGAGGUCAGACUGAGUCUUUUGGAUAAAACUGAAGAAAAGGAAGUAUGGGUUCCACGACGAAUCCUUCUCACAGGUAAAGAUGCAGACCCUCCUGCUCAGAAAAGGCUCACAGAAUGUGAAUUUGUGAAAAAAACACAGAGAUAAACUCAUUCAGAAAGUUUUAUCAGUGAUGAUAAUUGCUGAUGGUCUGAGGACCAAAGACAUGAUUCCAGAUGAAAUGUACAGUAAAGUUCAUGCUGCAGAACCACGACAGGAGAAAACAAGACUUUUGUUGGAUGUUCUUAACUCUGGAGGAGCUGCUGUAAAAGCAGAAUUCUACAGACUGCUGAAGAAGGAGGAACCUCAUCUAGUAAAAGAGCUGGAGUCUGGAACCAGUGCACCACAGUAAUGCUGAGAAAACGCCAGAGAGGAACUUCAGUCAGUUUGAGAUGUAUAAUGGCAGCGAGAGCUUCUUUAAACAUGUGUAUGUAUAAAGAGACAUCCAGAUGUUUAUUUUCUUAAUAUAGUACAAGUUUAACAAAUGAUAUGUCUAGUAUGAACUCCACAAGUAAAACCUCAUGGUCAUGUUCUUCUAAACUCUCUAUCUACGUUUACAGUUUAGACUUAAUUUGAAUCCCUGUAUUAGGUCACUUCAUGUACAGUAAUAUGCUUAUGAUUUACUUUGUGUAAGUCACUAUUAGACUGUCAGUCAAUGCUGUAGCUGCGCCCUAGUUCAAAGACUGCAUCCUUUUUUAAUUGACCAUAACAAAAUGUACAAACUUUUGAUUCAUUAAUCAUAUUUGUGAAAAAAAUAACAAGUUUUUGCUUCUUUAACAGUGUUCUCCAAACUGGUGCAGUAGCCAAUUGGCCAACUGACUUACAUUAUUUAAAAAAAUCAACAUAUUUUGGACUAUGGGGGGUGCCGUUAUUUCAAUGAUGUGAAAUAGUUGCACCCAGUGAGCUACUAACGUUAACUGUAGCUAUUUUUACUGCUCGGAAAAUAAAACACUGAAAUGAUGCCAGCAUUGUGCAGCUUUUAGUUGUAAUUUUCAUUUGAAGGGCAACAAGAGAAGCAAUGUAAGUCUUCACUGCUUUCCUAGCGAUAAAAGAAAGGGAAGAUGCCUGCAGACGCAUAAAACUUAUUAAAGACCAACGUCUUUGUUCUCUCCACUUUAGCUCUGAUGCCUGAAUGCUUUUAGUAAAAGACAGCUACUGAAAGAGCUUACAAAUGGCAGAGACAAGAAAUGCUAGAUGCCAUCCUGGCAUGAUAUAAACAUGCCAAUGUCUGUUGUGAUGCCGCAGCCACUGAAGGAGUGUUGCAGUAGAAAUGGCAACAGAUAACGCCAGUAGCUCACCAAGCACAACCAUUUCAUGUCAUCGAAAUAAUGGACUGCUAUGGUGCCCUGAUUUUGAACUUCCAAAAUACAGUUUAAAUGCGGCUUCAAGCGAUCCCAGAUGCGGUUGUAAACGAUCCCAGCCGAGGAAGAAGGGUCUUAUCUAGCAAAACGAUCGGUUAUUUUCAUAAAAAUAAUAAAAUAAUAAAAAAACAGUUUAAAUACUUUUUAAUGUCAAACGCUCGUCUUGUCUUUGUCUCCCUGAACUGUGUGUAUUCUGGCUCAAGACAGUUAGGGUUUGUAGAAAAACUAUCGUAUUUUCUCCCUUAACUUCAAAAAUCAUUUCAAAAUCAUCCUGCAUCACUGCAGAAGUACCAACCCAGUCUUUGCAAAGUGAAUAUGUAAUGAAGAUCAAACACCCUUAACAAAAAAGGUAAAACUGCGAUAUAAGGCGAUUUUGAAGUUGAGGGAGAAAAUAUGAUUCAAUUCAAUUCAAUUCAAAUUUAUUUGUAUAGCGCUUUUCACGAUGCAUAUCGUUGCAAAGCAGCUUUACACCAAAUUGACAUUUUUACAAUAUAUGUAGUAGUAGCUUGAUGUACAUAUGGCAGAGAUGUGUGGUAAAGAUCAAUUAAUGACGUAAUCAAACAGACAAAGAACACUAUAAAUUAGUAUGAUCAGUUUUUUGUUAGUUCUUUUUUCUCCAGAAUCGUGAGAGAAUCAGGGUCUCCAGUUUAUUAAAAACAACUGGGAUUCUCUUAUCCAGAAUUGUGAAACUCUUGUUUAAUUGAUGCUUAUUACUGCAUAUAAUUAAUUAAAAUGGAAAUUUAAUUUCAUGAA